AACCUGCGUUUCAAAACCUUCCUUUAGUCACACAAGUACCUAAGUGUGUGCAGACAAGCUGUACCCUGUACAAAAGUUUACUAUUGUGGAAUUUUUCGUUUAAUUUAACACAUUUGUCCUGAAAUAUUUACAGUGGUUUGACCAAAAAUGGUGAAUGUAACAAAAGGGAUUCUGGUCAAAUGUGACCCUGCAAUGAAAGAAUUCCUGGUCUACCUGGACGAGACGCUGGCCAUUGGGAAGAAAUACAUAAUCCAAGAUCUUGAUGAAACCCAUUUGUUCAUAUCUGCCGAUGUGUUGGAAACGCUCAACUCGAGGAUCGAUGAACUGAUGGACAAAAUUAGUUUUCCUAUCACAGAUAAAUAAGCCCCCCCCUUUCUUGGUUUGUAUUUGUACGUGGAGUUUGUUUAUAUCGAAAUUUGUAAAUAAAAAUCUAGUCUUAAGCAAA
Molecule: messenger RNA, 445 nt
Organism: Cimex lectularius (bed bug)
Lineage: Eukaryota; Metazoa; Arthropoda; Insecta; Hemiptera; Cimicidae
Gene: Tfb5
Product: general transcription factor IIH subunit 5
Exons: 2
Coding region: 148-363 (71 amino acids)
Biological process (GO): nucleotide-excision repair, preincision complex assembly; nucleotide-excision repair; transcription by RNA polymerase II
Cellular component (GO): transcription factor TFIIH core complex; transcription factor TFIIH holo complex
Source: RefSeq, a predicted model, not a curated record